Molecule: messenger RNA, 647 nt
Organism: Trichechus manatus latirostris (Florida manatee)
Lineage: Eukaryota; Metazoa; Chordata; Mammalia; Sirenia; Trichechidae
Gene: MTCP1
Product: mature T cell proliferation 1
Exons: 5
Coding region: 183-506 (107 amino acids)
Biological process (GO): positive regulation of peptidyl-serine phosphorylation
Molecular function (GO): protein serine/threonine kinase activator activity
Source: RefSeq, a predicted model, not a curated record
CUAGGGGGAAGGGGAACUGGGGGACUUUUAACUUUUAUUCCAUAUCGAAUUAUCACAUCAAAUAUCCAGAAUACAAAUUGCCUCAGCUCUCCUUGCCGUGAUGAUAACAGACGUGGUGAAAUUAUAAAUGUAAAGGCUUAGGUGGAGAAAAGCAGGGAUAGAAUUGGAACCCAAAGCCCAGAAUGGCAGGAGAGGAUGUGGGGGCUCCACCCGAUCACCUCUGGGUUCACCAAGAGGGUAUCUACCGCGAUGAAUACCAGCGCACGUGGGUUGCUGUCGUGGAAGAGGAGACGAGUUUCCUAAGGGCGCGAGUCCAGCAAGUUCAGGUCCCCUUAGGUGACGCAGCUAGGCCAAGUCACCUCCUGACCUCCCAGCUACCUCUCAUGUGGCAACUCUACCCUGAGGAGCGCUACAUGGAUAACAACUCUCGCUUGUGGCAGAUACAGCAUCAUUUAAUGGUCAGGGGAGUACAGGAGCUGUUGCUUAAGCUUUUGCCUGAUGAUUAACCUGGUGCUGGGAUUCUAGGAAGAUAUGCUCCUUUGUUCUGUUCAGUAUAUGGCAAUCACUUCAUCCACCACUGCAGUGCACCCACCCUUGGGCCUGGGGGAGGGAGUGGGUUGAAAAACUGUUCAAGAAAGUUUAGGAAG